Messenger RNA from Brugia malayi, 1206 nucleotides. RefSeq lists its product as uncharacterized. Lineage: Eukaryota; Metazoa; Nematoda; Chromadorea; Rhabditida; Onchocercidae. Bases 1 to 1206 code for a protein of 401 amino acids. The record is from RefSeq and is a predicted model, not a curated record. The transcript is spliced from 10 exons.
AUGGGUUCAUCGAAGCGAGCAAAUUCGAUCAAUUCUAUCAAGGAUAUAAAUCGUAAACCGGGUUGUCCGAUACCAUUAUCAUCCGGUUGCUUACGUGGAUUUCCUUUGCCAUCUUCAUUGGAGGAAGGUAUUAAAAUGAAAUGCAGUAAUGAACAAUGUAUAUAUCAAGAUCAGUUGAUGCAUUUGGAAUGUUUUCAUGCCUUAGAGGAUAAUCUUGUCAAAAUUAUGAGUAAUAUAGGAUCAGCUCGUGGUUGGACUGAUGCACAAAGACGAUCUAAUUUAUGGGAAAAGAAAGGUUUAUCAUUAAUUCAACGAAAAUGUCGCUGUAUUUGUGGUUUAGGACUUAUGCGACUUGAUCAAACAGCGAUAUUUUUAGCAAAUCGAAAUGCAACUCAAUUAAUGACAACAACGCCAAAAAAUAAAAAAGGAAGAAAAAAUCUUCCAAAAUUAAAUUUUGGUUCAACAAAUGCAGCAACAGUUCAAAAUGAUAAAAUUCGUACCAAAACUGGGAUCAAGAAACGUAACAUUUCAUUUCGUUCAACAUCACCAAGUAAUGGCUUUAUUUCAGUAUCAUCAUCAUUAUCAAAAUAUAAUAAUGAUAACGAGCAUCGAUCAACAUCAAUUCAUAAGUCGAAAUGUGAUCCAGAAAUAAGAAAUACAAAAAGUGAAUACGGAUAUACAGGAACGAAACCGGUUGUUACAGAAAGAAAAUCAUUUAUUUCGAAAAAAUUCAAUGGAAAAAUUUCAUAUGCAGAAAUUACAGUAAUGAAGCAGACGAAUAAUGAUUUUGUAUUCAGUCAAAGUCAAUUUCCUAAAGCUGAAGAUAUCGAUGAAAAUGGCAUACGAACAUUACGUGAACCAUUUACUGAUUUACAACAAAUACAAAAAUUUAAUACUUUACAAACUCGUCCACAACUUAAUUCAGUGGAUAUUUCAACAAAUACUUCAACCAUUUCUCUACCAUUUGAGGAGUUACAAAAUUCGCUUCAUUGUUCUCUCAGUAGUGAUGAUACAUUUGAAUCCAAGAGUUAUUAUCAUACCGAUACGGAUUUCUUUAUUAAUCUAGCUGAUUUAUCGAUGAUAUUACCAUCACCACCUGAAACACCACCAUAUGGACCACUUUCAUUUACAGAUGAUAAUCAAUUGUUAACACAAAAAGUACUAUUUAAAAUUUUAAUUUCAGUUUCAUAUAAAAAGUACUGUUAA